Caenorhabditis briggsae is the source of this 147-nucleotide messenger RNA. The record is from RefSeq and is a predicted model, not a curated record. Lineage: Eukaryota; Metazoa; Nematoda; Chromadorea; Rhabditida; Rhabditidae. The transcript has 2 exons. Bases 1 to 147 code for a protein of 48 amino acids.
AUGAAUUUCAGAUCUCUGAACUUGGUCCAUCUGGAUCUUACAAGUUUGCAGUCUAAAUUUUUGACAAACUUGAAGUACAUCAUCAAUGAACUGAUUCAUAUUCAGAAUCAUAGUUUGUGUAGGCGACCGAUAGCGAGACGCGACUGA